CCCACAGUUCAUUCCUCGAAUUUGCCUGCACGUCCAACAUGAGCACGACCCCCAAGGAAACGACCCCCGUGAGCCCUACCAACAAUUACGUGGCCACGGUCGACAAGGCCGCGGACGACCAAGUCCCGGCCGCUGUCCAAAUCGACGUCGCGUCCGUCCCGCUCGGCGCCAACGUCGACGCGAAUGGCCUCGUCCUGGGCAAGUGGAAGACCGACAUCUUUGGGUGCUUCAACGACCUCGUGCCGAACUGCCUCCUCGCGACGUUUUGCCCGUGCGUGUCGCUGGCCCAGACGCUGCAUCGCAUCGGCAUGUACUCGUUCAACACGGUGCUCAUGGUGUUUGGCGCCAUGUACCUGCUCUACUUGAUCUUUUACAUCAUCCAAAUGUCGGCGACGUCGACCGUGUCGCUCAACAGCUUCGGGUACCCCGUCGUGUCUGCGGCGGCCACGUUCUGGUGGUACAUUGCGUUGGCCGUGCAGGUGGCGGCGUUCGUGAUGUUUAUGUUGAUUCGCAUCCGCGUCCGCAAGGCGUUCCAGAUCCCCGGGUCGGAGCUCGAAGACUGCGCGUGCUCGUUCUUUUGCUCGUGCUGCGUGCUGGCUCAGAUGGCGUCGCACACGGAAUCGUACACGCCCAACCAGUGCUCGUUCUCCCCCAAGGACACUCUGCCUGGCUACGAGUUCUAA
Molecule: messenger RNA, 683 nt
Organism: Aphanomyces invadans
Lineage: Eukaryota; Oomycota; Saprolegniomycetes; Saprolegniales; Verrucalvaceae
Exons: 1
Coding region: 39-683 (214 amino acids)
Source: RefSeq, a predicted model, not a curated record